AUGCAUAGAUCAUUUCUGAAAUGCGAUGAUCCAAAAGGAGUUGUAGAAUGUGGAACAAUCAGGAAAUACAGGACCCGUUCUCACAAAGUGAAGGACAAGACAAAAAUCCAGAAGACAAGUGAAAACUUGGAGACAUCCUUGAUCAACAACAGAUACAAAGUGAAGAAGGUCGCCAAAGGAUGUGAUGGAAAUCUCAUUGGCCCAUCAUCUUUGCAUCUCACACAGGCCUCCGCAGAGGAUACUGGUUGGAAUAACAUUCUGGAUUCAUGGUCUAGAGAUAUUAUGUGUGAAAGAAAGUCCAAAGAUAUUGCAAAAGGUAAUUUAAGAGGAGCUAUUGGUCGGCAAGAUUCUGUAAGCAUGCUUCGUAAGUUGCAAGAGAAGGCUUCACAGCAUACAGCUACUUUUGGGAGAAAACAGACUAAGAAACCAGAAAGAGACAGAACUGAUGGAAACAGGAUUGGUAGAACGCAGGCUAAUCCAUUAGGGGAACAAAGUAAUCCAAAGGGGUUUCAUAGACCAGAGACUUCUGCUUGUGGUUCUUCAAGUAACUGCAAAGAGGAACUUAAGAAGGUGGUUACGGAGAGUUUAGUUUGGCAAAAUAUGUUUCCAAAGACCACUGAAGGAUUUGAUUCAGGUUCAGAAACUUUUUCUUCAAGCACAAGCCAGUGUUCUGGGGUCAGGACUAACAGCCUUUCCGAUCAUUCUUUAUCAGUAAUAGCUCCAAAGACCGAAAGAGGACCUAGCCUAGUUUUCAAGCUGAUGGGUUUGGAAGAAGCCCCCUCAAAAUCAUUUCCAGCUAUAAAGCAGAAACUGUUGGAUGGUAAGAUAGAUAUGUCAAAGGUAAGAAGGAAAGAUCAUACAGCUGAGAGGGGUAAUCCAGAACAAAAAGGACUGAGGGAAACUCUUGACACUAUGCAUUUCAAAAGUAUUUUGAAGGAGAGGUUUGUCAAAGAUCCUAAGCUUCGUAUGCAUCAUUUCAAUGAUACCAGUUCCAAGCAGUUUGGUGAUUUAUCUCGCAUUGCACUUAUGAAACCUCAAUGUAAUCUUUACCAGGAAUCAGUAAAACGUGCCUAUAUUCCAAUUCUUCCAAAAGACUUUCCCAUAACAAAACUGAAAGCAGAAAUAGCCUCUUCCAAAACUAUCAAACAAAGAAAAGGUUCCAGUUCCGCCAAUAUGGGAAAAGAAAUGGAAAAUGGUAUAAGGAAACGGCUUAACAAAGAGGAAGGACCUAGAUUUCUCGAAGAGAUUAUUAAACUGGAAUCAAAAGGAAGCUAUCCUGUUGAAGAAUAUUCAGGUAAGGUAAGACUGUAUUGUCACAUUGGUCACACAUCACAGGUAAAUGAGACAAUUGAUAGAAAAUGGAAGGUACAGCCCAUUAGUGGAAAACAGCCAGAAAAGGAUAUCUCACAACCUACAACUGUGGCAAAACCUCAAUAUCAACGACGAGAAAUCCCCUCCACAAAAUUGAGGAAGCUAAGAAGUGGAUCUAGAAUCGACAAGAAUGAGAUUUCCUACCUAAAGAGCACAGGUUCAAACAACACCUGCACUCAAGAAACUAAGAAUUCCAAGGACCUUAAUGUUGAGAUUAAAAAAAUUAAUUCUGUGGUAGAUUCCUUAACAGGUAGAACGAAUCAGAUGAAAAACCAAAUCCCUGUUGCUGAGCCAGAACCAGCUAAACUAACUGUUGAACAAAUCAUGCGAAGAGAAAAGAAGAAAAUUUUUCCUGAGAUUAGAAUCGCCACAAGACUAGAAGAUGAACUCCUGAUGUUGUGUGAAGCAGAUGCCUUCAUAAAUAAGAUUGGAGAAAAAUGCAAGCAGAGGAAGAAUUCUUCAGGCAAUGAUCUCAUUAUGCCACUGAGAUCUGAACAUAUAAAUGAUGCUAUCGCUGCUUAUAGCAUUGAUGCUGGGAAAGAGGGGACAGAGCUGAAACAUUUUCUUCUAACAAGUCCAUCAUUCAUAGGACAUGCAAAGAAGCUCUUCAAUCUAGACGUGGAUUAUCCCAACACCCUACAAAAGAAUGAAACUAUUUACAGCAUGCUCAAUCUUAGGCUUUAUUUGGAUUGCGCUUAUGAACUGAGUGAACGUAAAAGUCUUCAAGAGUCUCAAGUAGCUCGUUCUCUCUUGCUAGCAUGUGGGGGGAACUCAAGAUUACAAAUGUCCUUAGGCAGGUUGGUGGAAGAGAUCUGUGAUGGCAUUGAGAAUCUGAAAUUUUACAAAGAAGAUUAUGAUUCUGGGGCGGAAGGUUUUGAAGACAAUGAUGUGUUUGCAAUGAUGGAGAAAGACAUGAAGUGCAAUGGAGAGACGAAUGGUAUGUGGGAGAGUGGUUGGAAGCGAGGCUUUUGUGCAGACGAGGCUGGUCUCGUUGUCAAUAAAAUAGAGAGCCUGCUUAUAACUGGAUUAAUUGAGGACCUUGUCAUCAAUUUAUGA
This is a messenger RNA of Sphenostylis stenocarpa, 2427 nucleotides long. The record is from the annotation of a GenBank genome assembly. Lineage: Eukaryota; Viridiplantae; Streptophyta; Magnoliopsida; Fabales; Fabaceae.